ACAAAUGCUAAAAAUUCUUUAGUGUCACCGCGAUUAUUUAUCUAGCCGCACGCAUUCUUUGACAAAAAAUAUUAUUUUUUUGUAAUAUUUUCAAGUGAAAUCCUAAUCAUAAAAGGAGACGCGACUUUUAUUUUUUACAAAACAAAGAUUAAAAUGCUUGGUGCGGUCCAACCAUUUCUGAUAGAGAAGGAGUAUGAGAAAAACCCGGACAUUUUGCAGGACGACAUCCAAAAAAUUAAAGAAUGGCUAAAGACUCAACCACACCUGCCUGGAGAGUUGUUAACUGAUUUAGACCUCAUCAUCGCUUUCCACAGCUGUGACAAUAGUGUGCAAGUCACCAAGCAAGUGCUGGAUCUGCACUACACGCUUCGUACUCUCUUCACGGCAUUGUUUAAAGAUCGAGAUGUCGACCAACGGAUUAUUAGUACUAUGAACACUACCUUACUUGCUCCUCUACCUAUGCCUACUGUGAAAGGCUAUCGCGCGGUGUUCUGCGGUAUCCUCGACCCUGAUGCUCGGCUGUUCAACUUCCCGGACGUCAUACGAACCACUAUGAUGGUGAUAGACUUGUGGCAAUAUGCUGAAGGGACAUGGCCUGGGUUUGUCAUAAUAAUUGAUAUGAACCAAGCAACCUUAGCACACAUUGCUAAGUUGGACAUAAUGACUCUACGGCAAACGCUAUACUUUCUCCAGGAAUGUAUGUUGGUGAGACUGAAAGAGGUGCAUUUUAUAAACGCGCCAUCAUUUAUGGACAAAUUAAUGAUGUUACUGAAGCCAUUCAUGAAAAAAUCGCUGUUGGAUAUGAUACACAUACAUGAGACGGGGUCGCAAGAGCUGUAUAAGUAUAUACCAAAGAAAGCUUUUCCGAAAGAUUUAGGAGGAGAUUAUAAGAGUAAAAAAGAUAUAGGAGAUGACUUGAUCCAUUGGUUACAAGACAAUAAGUCGUUUUACAUCGAAGAAAACAAGCGUCGAGUGAAUGAGUCUUUACGACCGGAUGGCAAAAAAACUACAAUUGAAGAUUUAUUCAGCAUCCAGGGCAGUUUUAAGAAAUUAGAUAUAGAUUAAUGGGGUUAUAUAGUGUAUUUAUAUUGAAUCCAUGUGGGGCUACUGAUUUCACGCAAUAAAUUUAUAUUCAUUCAUGAAAGAAUCCAUACUUCCAUACUACUAAUUUAUUAUUAAGUAUUUCUAGAGUGUGUAGCAAUUGUAGCGUCUGUCUGUUUUUCUGUCCGUCCAUCCAUCCGUCCGUCCAUCCGUCCGUCCGUCCGUCCGUCGGUCUCUCCGUCUGUUACAUUCCCAAGCAGUCUGGGGAUGCUGUCAGCAUGCAAAUGAUUGCAAAUGGAAGCGGUAUCUGUGCCGCAUAAAAAGUAGUUUAUUCCACUCUCUAGUCUCUAAACCUAGCUACAUUCAUGGAAAACUCAUAUCAAUCCGUUGCCCCGCUGAAGCUUUAUUGAAGGGCAAACAUUUAAACAAACAAAUUUUCGCAUAGUCAUAAUAUUAGUGGAAUGGGAUAUUACAUGAAUAAAAUUAUCUUAUAUUUAGGAUUAUUAGGAGAUUAGGAGUUAGGUAGGCAUAAUGAAAAAAUGUAAUAAUUUUCAUAUUCACACUGGAAGUUUUGCUCAAAUUAAGACGACAUAAAAUGUUUAGUGAAAUAUUUGAUUGUA
Molecule: messenger RNA, 1661 nt
Organism: Maniola jurtina (meadow brown)
Lineage: Eukaryota; Metazoa; Arthropoda; Insecta; Lepidoptera; Nymphalidae
Product: clavesin-1-like
Exons: 8
Coding region: 154-1065 (303 amino acids)
Cellular component (GO): membrane
Molecular function (GO): phosphatidylinositol bisphosphate binding
Source: RefSeq, a predicted model, not a curated record